GACCCCAACAAGCGGUUCGGGGAGUCUCUGGGCGCCCUGUCAGGAGGCAGAUUGUCCAUCACCAGAAUGGCUCAGGUCAACCUGAAGCUGGCUCUGGUUAUUGCCAUCCGCUUCUCAGCCGCCAGGAGACAGUUUGGACCCAAAGACACAGAGGAGAUUCCUGUAUUGGAGUACCAGCUACAGCAAUGGCGUCUGAUCCCGUACCUGGCGGCAGCGUACGCUCUCGAACACUUCAGCAAAACCAUCUUCAUGAACUUCGUCGAGCUCCAGGUCGGACAGAUGAUGAGGGACAAGAGUGAAAGACAA
This is a messenger RNA of Plectropomus leopardus (leopard coralgrouper), 306 nucleotides long. Lineage: Eukaryota; Metazoa; Chordata; Actinopteri; Perciformes; Serranidae. The record is from RefSeq and is a predicted model, not a curated record.